AUGAUCUCUUCUGUUUGGAGAAAAGUCCUGGAAAAAACGUUAGUUAUUGGAUCUUCAUAUGUUGCUCUGGAAUGUGCUGAAUUUAUAGCAAGAAUUGGGUUGGAUGUCACGGUUCGUUCUAUCUUGCUUCGAGGUUUCGAUCAAGACAUGGCUGAAAGAAUUGGUAACUACAUGCAGGAAGAAGGCAUAAAAUUUCUCAGACCUUGUGUUUUGGCAUCUAUAAGUUCUCCACCACCAUCAUCUCUGCCACCACCCCCACCGUCAACAUUGCCGCCACCCCCACUAGCAUCACCCCCACUAGCAUCACCUCCAUUAGCAUCACCUCCAUUAGUAUCACCUCCACAAGCAUCACCUCCACAAGCAUCACCUCCACAAGCAUCACCUCCACAAGCAUCAUCUCCACAAGCAGCACCUCCACAAGCAGCACCUCCACAAGCAUCACCUCCAUCAGCAUCACCUCCAUCAGCAUCACCUCCAUCAGCAUCGCCAACAGUGCAAGUACCUCCAGUGCAAGCCCCCCAAGUGCCAACACCACCACCUGUUCCUCAGCAGCCUCAGGCUCGGAGGCGAAGAGGAAACCCUGGGAGGCGAAGCACGAGGCUUGCACUUUUAAUUGAAUCCAGCAAACAGUUCUUAAAGACCGAUCCUCCAUUUAGCCUCCCCAAAAGACCGAGGUACUCCAAAAAGUACCCGGCUUAA
Messenger RNA from Parasteatoda tepidariorum (common house spider), 699 nucleotides. The record is from RefSeq and is a predicted model, not a curated record. Lineage: Eukaryota; Metazoa; Arthropoda; Arachnida; Araneae; Theridiidae.